CGCCGCGGUGGAAGCAGGGGGGCAGGGAGUGGGAGGAGCCGGGCUGUGUGUGUGAGUGAGUUCGCGGCCGGCUGGCGGGAGCGCGCUCGGUCCCCUGGGAGGACGCGUGAGCGCGGGCGGAGCUGGUGCCUGAGGAGGAGUGAGUGAGAGCUGUGUGUGAGCGCUGUGAGAGCGCUUUGAGAGUGUCCGGCGGAGCCGCGGGUUCGCCUCCUCCGUACGGGCGCGCUCGUGCACUUCUAUCGGAUUAAACUUGAGCCGAAAUUAAAACACAAAGGCAAAAAGAGCAAAAGGGGGAGAGAGAGAGACCACAGCCAGCCGAGAGCAGCCGCACGGACACGGGACGGACUCCGAGAGUAACCCAAGCGGGCUGGAGUGUGGGGAGAGCGUCAACUAUACAGGCAGAGAUCGUCCCCCUCCUCCCGUGCGGCUGGGAGAGGAGGGCAGGGGCACAUAAGAGUUGCCCAUAUAUAUCUACUCAUCUGCUCAUGAGACAAUAGGGCAGUGUGAGCGCCGCUGGGCGAAGAGCACCCUCCUGCCCGGGUACAGCUACCAGACUGCCUAACGCUGCAUAGUCCAACAGAAUUAAGAAAAUAUGGAAUGACAUGAAAGAGAUUAGCUAAGGAUUAAAAGCUUUGAGGACAAACACCUCAGUGAGGUGAAGCACAAUCUUGCACUUGUGACUCCAGAGGGGGGCACACAAAGAAUUAAAAAUGGCAGACCCUGGCAUGAUGAGUUUGUUUGGAGAGGAUGGGAACCUUUUUAGUGAAGGAUUAGAAGGUCUAGGUGAAUGUGGCUUCCCAGAAAAUCCUGUAAAUUCCAUGGCACAGCAAAUGCCUAUGGACCAGGGAUUUGGCACACUUCAGUCACCGCUCCAUCACAGUACAAGCAAUCAAAACCAAUCUAAGCUGACACAUUUUGAUCACUAUAACCAAUACGAACCACAAAAAAUGCACAUGAUAGACCAGCCUAACAGAAUGAUGGCAAACACUCCUGGAAAUGGUAUUGCCUCUCCACAUUCACAGUAUCACAACACACCUGUUCCUCAAGUCCCCCAUGGAGGUGGCCAAAUGGGUGUGUACCCUGGUAUGCAGAAUGACCGACAUGGGCCAUCUUUUGUGGACAAUGGCUCUAUGUGGGGACCCAGGGCUGUGCAGGUGCCGGACCAGAUACGACCACCUUACCAGCAGCAGUCACAACAGCAGCAACCAGCACCUUCCGGACCCCAAGGUCCUCCUCACCCUCAGCAUGUUCAACAGAUGGGAAAUUAUAUGGUGCGAGGAGAUUUUUCAAUGCAACAACAUGGUCCACUACAGUCACAAAGGAUGAACCAGUUUUCACAAGGGCAAGAGGGUCUUAAUCAGGGAAAUCCUUUCCUUGGUGCUUCAGGACCAGGUCACUUGUCACAUGUGCCCCAGCAAAAUCCUAACAUGGGAUCUUCUCUACGUCAUACAGUACAACAGUUUCAUCAUCACCCUCCCACUACUCUGCAUGGGGAAUCUGUUGCUCACAGUCCUCGAUUUUCUCCUAAUCCUUCUCAGCAGGGUGCAGUGAGGCCACAGUCCCUUAAUUUUAAUUCUCGUAACCAGACUGUACCUUCACCCACGUUAAACAACUCAGGGCAGUAUUCCCGAUAUCCUUAUAGUAACCUUAAUCAGGGAUUAGUUAAUAAUACAGGGAUGAAUCAGAAUUUAGGCCUUACAAACAACACUCCAAUGACUCCAUCUGUACCUAGAUACCCAAAUGCUGUGGGGUUUCCAUCAAAUAGUAGUCAAGGACUGAUGCACCAGCAACCUAUUCAUCCUAGUGGCUCACUUAACCAAAUGAACCCACAAACUAUGCAUCCUUCACAGCCUCAGGGAACCUAUGCUUCUCCACCUCCCAUGUCACCACUGAAAGCAAUGAGUAACCCAGCCGGUACCCCUCCACCACAAGUUAGGCCUGGCAGUGCUGGGAUACCUAUGGAUGUUGGAAGUUACCCAAAUAUGCCCCAUCCUCCUCCAACUCACCAGCCCCCUGGCAGCAUGGGUAUGGGGCAAAGGAAUAUCGGCCCUAGAAACAUUCAGCAGAGUCAAGCCUUCAUGGGUAUGUCUUCAGCACCAAGGGAGAUGGGUGGGCACAUGAGACCAAAUGGCUGUCCUGGAGUUAGCCAUGCAGAUCCACAGGCAAUACAAGAAAGGAUGAUGUCUGGUCAGCAGCAUCCUGGUCAUCAAUCUUUUCAACAGCAAAUGGCAAACUGUCAGCCUCAUCCAGCUAUGCACCAUCAGUCUUCACCUCCGUCACAUUCUCAUCACCAACCAUGGACUUCGCUUCAUCAGUCACCUCAGAACACCCCUCAGAAAGUGCCUGUCCAUCAGCAUUCUCCUUCAGAAUCUUUCCUUGAUAACUCUGUGCCGGAUAUGACUCGGAUAAGUGGCCCCAAUGCUUCUUUAAUGAACACAGAAGAUUUCUUGCCAUCCAUGCAGUCCCAGACACCACAAAAGAAAAGGAAGAAAAAAAACAACCACAUUGCUACUGAUAAAACUGUUGGAGGGUUUGGGCUGGAAGGUUUCCCUGGGGAAAACUCUGACCUCUUAAUUGACGGAGCACCAGAUGGAAAGAAAAAGAAAAAGCCUAAAGUCAAAAAAGAGCCCAAGGAGCCAAAAGAGCCCAAAGCAAAGAAAGAGCCAAAGGAACCUAAGGCUCCCAAACAACCCAAGCCCCCCAAAGAGCCAAAAGAGAAGAAGGUGAAGACAACCACGCCAAAACCAAAGGCAAGCAAAAAGACCAGCAAUAAGUCGGAUGCAGAGGGCAGUGCUCAGAAGAAAAAAGUUAAUAAAGUGAAACCAGAAGGGGUUGAACCUUUAGAUUUGGAUAAAACCCCACCCCCUUCUUCUCCCCCUCCUCCUCCAGAAGAGGAAGAUGACUCGGGAGUACAGAAGAGGCGCUCUAGCAGGCAGGUUAAAAGGAAGCGCUACACUGAAGACCUAGAAUUUAAGAUUUCAGAUGAAGAGCCUGAUGAUGCAGAUGGAAGAGACUCUCCUUCCAACACAUCUCAGUCGGAGCUGCAGGAUGGACUAGAUGCUGAAGGACCCGUGGUGGAGAAAAUCAUGAGUUGCCGGUUAACAAAAAAACAACUGGAAUCUGGUGAAGAGGUGGAGAUAGAAGAAUUCUAUGUGAAAUAUAAGAACUACUCAUACUUGCACUGCCAUUGGGCUACUUUGGAAGAACUGGAGAAAGACAAGAGGAUCCAACAGAAAAUAAAGCGAUUUAAAGCAAAGCAAGGGCAAAACAAGUUUCUUUCAGAGAUUGAGGAUGAUCUGUUUAAUCCUGACUACGUUGAAGUUGAUCGGAUACUGGAUGUGGCUACCAGCACAGAUGAAAAUGGAGAGCCUGUCUGUCACUACUUGGUGAAAUGGUGUUCCCUUCCGUAUGAAGACAGCACUUGGGAACUGAAGCAGGACUUGGAUCAAGCAAAGAUUGAAGAAUUUGAGAAACUUCAGAGCAGGGAGCCAGAAACAGAGCGCGUGGAGCGACCUCCUGCCGAUGACUGGAAGAAAUCUGAGAGUUCCAGGGAGUAUAAAAAUAAUAACAGUCUCAGGGAAUACCAGUUGGAGGGAGUAAACUGGCUGCUGUUCAAUUGGUACAACAAACGAAAUUGCAUUUUAGCAGAUGAAAUGGGUUUGGGGAAGACAAUUCAGUCGAUCACUUUUCUGUAUGAGAUAUACUUAAAGGGAAUUCAUGGGCCCUUUUUGGUCAUUGCUCCACUGUCAACAAUCCCAAACUGGGAAAGGGAGUUUCGCACUUGGACAGAGUUGAAUGUGGUCGUUUAUCAUGGGAGUCAAGCAAGCAGGAAAACUAUACAACUUUAUGAAAUGUACUUCAAGGAUCCACAGGGAAAAAUUAUAAAAGGGGCUUAUAAGUUUCAUGCGAUCAUUACAACAUUUGAAAUGAUUUUAACGGACUGCCCCGAGCUCAGGAACAUCCAUUGGCGAUGUGUGGUUAUUGAUGAGGCUCAUCGACUGAAGAACAGAAACUGUAAACUUUUGGAAGGCCUGAAGAUGAUGGAUCUGGAGCACAAAGUACUGCUAACAGGAACUCCUUUACAAAACACCGUGGAGGAGCUUUUUAGUCUGCUUAACUUUUUGGAACCAGACCGUUUUCCUUCAGAGAGCAAUUUCAUGCAAGAAUUUGGAGAUUUGAAAACUGAAGAACAGGUGCAAAAACUCCAAGGCAUUCUAAAACCAAUGAUGCUGAGGCGCCUCAAGGAAGAUGUGGAAAAGAAUCUGGCUCCAAAAGAAGAAACCAUAAUAGAAGUAGAGCUGACAAACAUUCAGAAGAAAUAUUAUCGUGCAAUUCUUGAGAAGAACUUUGCUUUCCUCUCCAAGGGUGGUGGAGGUGGUCAUGCAAAUGUCCCUAAUCUUUUAAACACUAUGAUGGAACUCCGAAAAUGCUGCAAUCAUCCUUACCUUAUAAAUGGUGCUGAAGAGAAAAUUUUGGAAGAGUUUAGAGAAACGCACAAUUGUGACCCUUCAGAUUUUCAGCUUCAGGCAAUGACCCAAGCCGCUGGCAAACUAGUUCUGAUUGACAAGCUGCUGCCAAAGCUGAAGGCUGGUGGCCACAGGGUGCUUAUCUUUUCACAGAUGGUGCGGUGCUUGGACAUACUGGAAGACUACCUCAUUCAACGAAGGUAUCCAUAUGAGAGAAUUGAUGGCAGAGUAAGAGGCAACCUUCGUCAGGCUGCUAUUGACAGAUUUUCCAAACCCGAUUCUGAUAGGUUUGUGUUCCUGCUAUGUACAAGGGCAGGAGGUCUGGGCAUUAAUUUAACUGCUGCUGAUACUUGCAUUAUCUUUGAUUCUGACUGGAACCCCCAGAAUGACCUUCAGGCUCAAGCGCGAUGCCAUAGAAUAGGCCAAAGUAAAUCUGUGAAAAUUUACAGACUGAUCACUCGGAAUUCCUAUGAGAGGGAAAUGUUUGAUAAGGCCAGUUUAAAGCUUGGGCUGGAUAAAGCAGUCUUGCAGUCCAUGAGUGGAAGAGACAAUGCUACCAAUGGGGUGCAACAGCUAUCCAAAAAAGAAAUCGAAGACCUGCUGCGUAAAGGUGCUUAUGGAGCACUGAUGGAUGAAGAAGAUGAAGGCUCCAAAUUCUGUGAAGAAGAUAUUGAUCAAAUUCUCUCUCGUCGCACUCAUACAAUAACAAUAGAGUCUGAAGGAAAGGGGUCUACGUUUGCGAAGGCUAGUUUUGUUGCAUCUGGAAACAGGACAGACAUUUCUCUGGAUGAUCCCAAUUUCUGGCAAAAAUGGGCAAAGAAAGCUGAACUGGAUCUUGAUGUACUAAAUGGAAGGAACACUUUAGUAAUUGACACGCCACGAGUAAGAAAGCAAACCAGACUGUUUAGUGCAGUGAAGGAGGAUGAGCUCAUGGAAUUCUCUGAUCUGGAGAGCGAUUCUGAGGACAAACCAAGUAUCAAACCACGAAGGCCUCAGGAUAAAUCUCUGGGCUAUGCAAGGAGUGAAUGUUUCAGAGUUGAGAAGAAUCUUCUAGUAUAUGGGUGGGGCCGAUGGACUGACAUACUCUCACAUGGCCGAUUCAAACGUCAGCUUUCUGAGCAAGAUGUGGAAACCAUCUGCCGUACCAUUCUGGUCUACUGUCUCAACCAUUACAGAGGGGAUGAAAACAUCAAAGGUUUCAUAUGGGACCUGAUUACACCAACAGAAGAUGGACAGACAAGAGCUUUGGUUAAUCACUCAGGUCUGUCUGCCCCUGUGCCCAGGGGAAGGAAAGGGAAGAAAGUAAAAAGCCAGAAUUCACAGCCUGUGUUAAAGCAUGCCGACUGGCUCCAGAGCUGUAACCCCGACACCUUGUUUCAAGAGGACAGCUACAAAAAGCACCUGAAGCAUCACUGUAACAAGGUCCUGCUGCGUGUCCGCAUGCUGUACUAUUUGAGGCAAGAAGUGAUAGGGGACCAAGCUGACAAAAUCUUGGAGGGUGCUGACUCAAGUGAGGUAGAUGUAUGGAUUCCAGAGCCAUUCCAUGCUGAGGUUCCUACAGACUGGUGGGACAAUGAAGCAGACAAAUCCCUUUUGAUUGGUGUCUUCAAGCAUGGGUACGAGAAAUACAAUUCUAUCCGGGCCGACCCUGCUCUGUGCUUCCUAGAGAGAGCUGGUAUGCCGGAUGCUAAGGCAAUUGCUGCUGAACAGCGAGGAACAGAUAUGCUGGCAGAUGGCGGAGAUGGGGGUGACUUUGAUCGAGAGGAUGAGGAUCCAGAAUACAAACCAGCAAGGCUACCAUUUAAGGAUGACAUUGAUGAAUUUGCCAAUUCUCCACUGGAAGAUAAAGAAGAAGAAAUGGAGCCUACAGGAAAAUCUGGAGAAGGCAGCACAGAGUUAGGUCAUUUGUACUGGCCCAACACUUCAUCCCUAACCACCCGCCUUCGACGCCUCAUCACUGCUUAUCAGCGCAGUUAUAAAAGGCAACAAAUGAGGCAAGAUGCACAAAUGAAAAUCGACCGACGUAGGCGGCGUCCUCGGGAAGAAGUAAGGGCCCUGGAAGCUGAAAGAGAAGCAAUAAUAACAGAAAAACGCCAAAAGUGGACAAGGAGAGAAGAGGCAGAUUUCUAUCGUGUAGUAUCUACAUUUGGAGUUAUUUUUGACAAUGCCAAGCAAAAGUUUGACUGGAAUCAGUUCAGAGCUUAUGCCCGCUUGGAUAAAAAAUCAGAUGAGAGCUUGGAAAAAUACUUUAGCUGCUUUGUGGCUAUGUGUAGGAGGGUUUGUCACAUGGGAACUAAACCUGAUGAAGAUAUUUGUGAUCUUUCUAUGUUGAUUGAACCUAUAACGGAAGAACGUGCAUCGAGAACACUUUAUCGCAUUGAGCUUUUGAGGAAAAUAAGGGAGCAGGUUCUUAAUCACCCCCAAUUAAAUGAGAGGCUUAAAUUAUGCCAGCCCAGUAUUGAUUUGCCAGAAUGGUGGGACUGUGGGAAACACGACAGAGACUUGCUUGUUGGUGCAGCUAAACAUGGAGUCAGUAGGACAGAUUAUCACAUCCUGAAUGAUCCAGAACUUUCUUUUCUGGAAGCCCACAGAAGUUUUGCUCAAAACAAGGGGUCUUCCCAGCCAAGCAAUCUGCCCAUUCUAAUUCCACCCGGACCUGGUUACAGUGACACACCACCUAUAAUGCCUUCAACCCCUAAUCCUGAUGAAAAGGGCUCAGGUAAUGAAGAGGCAAUAACUGAGAAGGUUGAAGAUCCUGUAAUUAAGGAAGAAGCAGAAGUUAAAGAGGAGCAAGCUGAGGACACUGCUGAAAAGUCUAUAAAACAAGAGAGUGAUCUGGAAGCCAUUCCUGUUAAAGAUGAAAUUAAAAUGACAGAAGAGACUCCAGUUGGUCCAAAAUCCAUUUCAGAAAAAGGUUCAGAGGAAGAUGAUGAAAAACUGGAUUAUGAUGACAAAUCUGAGGAGUCCUCCCAGGCAGAAGUGGGUAUUGCGUCUCAGGAUAAAAAUUUUGAUGAAGAAAGCAAUGCUUCCUUGAGUACCGCCCGUGAUGAAACCAGAGAUGGAUUCUAUUUGGAGGAUGGCGAACAAUCUGGGUUGCAUAUGCUUCGUGAGAGGACCUUCUCUUUCUCUUUCUGGCCCAAGGACCGUGUAAUGAUCAACCGAUUAGACAACAUCUGUGAAGCUGUGCUGAAAGGAAAGUGGCCAGUAAACAGACGGCAGAUGUUUGACUUCCCAGGACUCCUCCCUGGGUACACACCAACUGCUGUGGACAGCCCCUUGCAAAAGAGAAGCUUUGCUGAGCUCUCCAUGGUGGCGCAAGGCAGCUAUAGUGGCAGUGAAGACAUUAGUGCUUCACCGCAAGUCUCCCAGGAAACUGCACUGAGCUUAUCUGUGCCACGUCAGCGAAGACGAAGGAGAAGGAAGGUAGAGGUUGAGGCAGAGCGGGCUGCAAAGAGAAGGAAUCUAAUGGAGAUGGUGGCUCAGUUGAGAGGAUCUCAAAUGGGAGCAGAAAAUGGACAAGAAAAAGUUGUAGAUUUAUCAAAUGCCUCCAGGGAGGCUACAAGUUCUACCUCAAGUUUUCCAUCUCUUACUUCUCAAUUUUUGUUAAAUAAUUCAUCCACCCCAGUUUCUGAUGCCUUUAAAACUCAAAUGGAGCGACUGCAGGCAGGUCUUUCAUGCACACCAACAAGGCAUCUACUCAAUGGCUCUUUAAUUGAUGGUGAACCUCCCAUGAAAAGGCGAAGAGGAAGAAGGAAAAACGUUGAAGGCCUAGAUCUUUUGUUUAUGAGUAACAAGAGGACUUCGUUAUCUGUGGAUGAAAAUGAUGUGACCAAAGCCUAUGAUGAAGAUAUAGAAACCCCGCCAACUAGAAACAUUCCAUCUCCUGGGCAGUUGGAGCCGGAGACCCGUAUCCCUGUCAUUAAUUUGGAGGAUGGGACCAGGCUAGUAGGGGAAGAAGCUCCCAAAAACAAAGAUCUAGUUGAAUGGUUAAAGUUACAUCCUACAUACACUGUUGAUAUGCCAAGUUAUGUACCGAAGACUGCAGAUAUGUUGUUCUCUCACUUUCAAAAGCCUAAACAGAAGCGACACAGGUGCCGAAAUCCUAACAAGUUGGAUAUUAACACACUGACAGGGGAUGAAAGGGUACCUGUGGUGAACAAACGCAAUGGGAAAAAGAUGGGAGGAGCCAUGGCACCACCUAUGAGAGACCUUCCACGAUGGCUGGAAGAAAACCCUGAAUUUGCGGUUGCCCCAGACUGGACAGAUAUCGUAAAGCAAUCUGGUUUUGUACCAGAGUCAAUGUUUGAUCGUCUUCUAACUGGGCCUGUAGUAAGAGAAGAGGGGGCUAGCAGGAGAGGAAGAAGGCCAAAAAGUGAAAUUGCCAAAGCAGCUGCAGCUGCUGCUGUAGCCUCGACAUCUGGAAUCAACCCACUGCUGAUGAAUAGCUUAUUUGCUGGAAUGGAUCUUGCUAGCCUUCAGAAUCUUCAGAAUCUGCAGUCUCUCCAACUUGCUGGUCUAAUGGGUUUUCCCCCUGGGCUUGCAGCAGCUGCUGCUGCUGGAGGUGAUUCUAAAAAUCCUGCUGCCAUGCUGCCUCUAAUGCUGCCAGGCAUGGCAGGGUUGCCAAACAUGUUUGGGCUUGGUGGACUUUUGAAUAACCCCUUAGCAGCUGGCAGCAGUAAUUCCACUACAGCUUCCAGUCAAGGAGAAACUGAAGAUGGCACUUCGAAGGCUGAUGAGAAGAAGACAGAAACUGAAGAGGAUGCUAAAGACUCUGAGAAAACAGACAAUGUUUCUGCUACUGACUCUGUUGGUGCUGCUACUACCACAGCUGGAUUGUCCACGAAUCCUCUGGCCUUCAGUCCCUUCCUACUCUCCACAAUGGCUCCAGGCCUGUUCUACCCAUCCAUGUUUCUACCUCCUGGUUUAGGAGGAUUGACACUACCGGGUUUCCCAUCAUUAGCUGGACUUCAGAGUGCUGUUAGCUCAAGUGAAGAAAAGGCUGCUGACGACUGCGAGAAUCAGGAACCGAGCGACGCAGAGGAGAGCAUGGAUAAAACAGCCGACUCAUCCAUUUUGGAAGAUGAAACGGCUCAAGGAGAAGAGGCGGAGUCCCCAGAUGGGGAACCUGAAUUGGACAAUGAAAACAAUAAAUAAAAAAAAAAACAGUUAAAGUGUUCUAAACUUUUUGACAAGUGGUAGUCCUACUGUUUACACUCACAGUAAAUGUCCAUAGUUUUUAUAAGCUGUUCUGUAAAAUAGUGUAGCGAGAAAAAAAAGUCCAUGUCACACGGAUUUGUCAAAAGGUAUUUUUGGUCAUUAAGUAUUUUGCAGUGCGUUAUUUAUUAUUCCUAGGAGAAGAUGGCAUUUCCGAGAAAAGAAGAAAUCUUUUUAAAGGAAACAUACAUAAUGCUCUGCGGGUAUUUUUUUUCUCCUUUUUUUUUUUUGUUUUUUGUUUUUGUGUUUUUUUUUUUUUACCGUUGGUAUUAUGAGAGCAGCAUUUUUUUAAUCAUGUUGUGCAAAUAGAAGGUGAGGCUGCUUAAGGAAGUAUGAAGUUAUUUAUCAUUUUUUUCUUUGCUGUGAAGGUCAAGAUAAAUUUUUACAAGUACAUAUCAUAGCUACACGUGUUUGACUGUAUACAGAAACUCCACGUUACCUACACACACACAUGUGCAUACACUCAGACAAUCUCCGCAGUCGAGAGAAUGUCUCAUCCUGGAGACACAGCAAUAAAAGGCAGCUGUUGAAUGUGAAGAGUACCUUUUUGACAACAUACACACUGAGAAACGUUGUUACAGGACAAAACUACAGUUGAAUCGUCUCAUGAAUUUGUAAUGCACUGGUAAAAAGCAUAAAAUUAAAAUCAGGUACCUUUUUUUUUGUCUUUCUUUUUAAAUUAAAGGACUUUGUUACUUUUAGCCACAAAGCUAAACAGCAUUACCUCAACUCUAAACUAGCCUUGAAGUUUACAGUCAAGACUUUGUAAAUGUUUUUUUUUCUUUUUUUGUUUUGGAUUUUUUUUUUUUUUGUGAUGUCUUUUUUGUCUUUUUUUUUUUUUCUUUCAGAAACUGCUAUCAUGUAAGAUAAAAUGUAAAUUGCUGCCAACGUAGUAAUGAUGCUUUUAAUAAAAGUGAUCCAUGAGAUGCAGUGAUGUAAUUAGAGAAUGUAGAAGUGUCUAGGGAAACCAAAUUUCAGAGCUGGUGUUCACCACUUUAUAUUUUGUACUCACAAUAGAAGCAAAUACAGUAUUAUGGCUUUUGUAUA
This is a messenger RNA of Xenopus tropicalis (tropical clawed frog), 10727 nucleotides long. RefSeq names its product chromodomain helicase DNA binding protein 7 (gene chd7). Gene Ontology annotation, molecular function: ATP binding; hydrolase activity; nucleotide binding. The record is from RefSeq and is a predicted model, not a curated record. The transcript has 38 exons. Gene Ontology annotation, cellular component: nucleus. Lineage: Eukaryota; Metazoa; Chordata; Amphibia; Anura; Pipidae. Bases 711 to 9620 code for a protein of 2969 amino acids.